CGCGUUACCUGUCAUGAGUAUCGGAUUUUAGGCACACAGGAUGGGCAUUGUACAGUGAAUCAGUGUACAUAUGUACAAAGGGGAAAUGUGUAUUUCAAGAUAAAUGUGAAGCACCGUCUAAUAGCUCAGCGGGAUAGUUCUGGACUGUUAGAUGUUGUUUACAUUCUUUUUUAUUUUGUUUCGGAAUACUCGAAGUUAGUCAGUUGCGGUGUUUUAAGAGUAUGAGCUACAAUUUUAACCUUUAGUGACAGUUGGACGGUUGUAGCUGUUGUAGAUACUCCAGAGAAUUUUCAACAUGCAGACAAUAAAGUGUGUCGUAGUCGGCGACGGAGCUGUGGGUAAAACGUGUCUUCUGAUCUCGUAUACGACCAAUAAAUUUCCAUCCGAAUAUGUGCCCACAGUUUUUGACAAUUAUGCGGUUACGGUAAUGAUAGGAGGAGAUCCGUACACUUUGGGAUUAUUCGAUACGGCUGGUCAGGAAGAUUACGACAGGCUGAGACCACUGAGUUAUCCUCAGACAGACGUAUUUCUCGUCUGCUUUUCCGUAGUGUCGCCUUCGUCGUUCGAAAACGUUAAGGAAAAGUGGGUGCCGGAAAUCACGCAUCAUUGUCCGAGGACUCCGUUCCUACUCGUCGGUACCCAGAUCGAUUUGAGGGAUGACGGUACCACCACCGAGAAAUUGGCAAAGAAUAAACAAAAGCCGAUAUCGGCGGAGCAAGGGGAGAAGCUUGCCAAAGAAUUGAAAGCGGUGAAGUACGUGGAAUGCAGUGCCCUUACGCAAAAAGGCUUGAAGAACGUGUUCGACGAAGCCAUACUAGCUGCCCUCGAACCUCCGGAGCCAGUCAAGAAAAGGAAGUGCGCGCUCUUAUAAAAAGGGUAUUUAUUUUGAGAGCGACGCAUGUCCGAAAGGGAAACUAUGUUCUAUUCAACGAUAGCGAGCGGCGAAUCUAACGCGUAGUAUAAUGCACUGUUAGAAAAUCGAGACUGUGCUCUUUUACGGUUCCUUUCUCGAGGGGAGGGGAAAAAAAAGAAAGAAACAUCGAUCGCCGAGAAGAAAAGCAAAAAACAGCCGCUAACAUCAACGCGACAAUUCCAAUCGAGUCUAAUCGAAUGUAUCUAUAUUGCCACGUUACGAUCGCGAUCACAUUCCACGCAGCGCGGGUAAUCCAGCUUGAAAUUUCGAUCGGGUACUUCAAUUCAAUCGUACUGCACAAAAAUUUUCUAAUUUUUUAAAUUGCGCGAAUACCGUAAUCGUCGCUAUCGAUCGAAUUUACAAAAAAAGAAAAGAAACGAUAAAACUCAUCGAUGGGAUCGGUAUCGUUCAAAAUUGCAUCGAUACUCUUAUCGCAACGAUUGGUGCUACCGCUACGAAUAGCGUUGUUUCUCGUGUUUCUAGUAAUCGGGGAUCAAACGAAUCGCAGAGCGUUCGUUGGGGUUUUCGGUCGUGGAGUCAGCCAGUUUUUCGGGAGUAAAAAUGUAAAACAAUCGGAACGUUCCUUUCCAGUGUAAAUGGAUGAAAUUGUUUGGAAGCGAGACACCAGUAUUAGAGAUCGAGCGAUUGACGUAUAAACACACGAUAUAUCGUAGAUACAUGGUUUAUAGAUACGUACGUAUAUCUCAGACUGCAUAUAACGAAGCGAACGACCGAAACACGUUUAACUAGCGUACAGAUAUUUUCGAGUCUGCUGCCCCACCGAUUCGAUUAACGAAAAUUGUAGACGGCAGCUAUAAUGCCCGGGAGGAAACAAGCGUCUUGCUCUCGAAGAAUUUUUGGCAUCUGAUUUUGUACAUAUCAGCGUCUGCCUCGGCACGCGGUCCGCCACAGAUCGACCGAUCGGAUCGACACGCAUUUAUACAUACUUACUUGGUCGGUAAGAUUCGAGCGAGAAUCGAUUUUGGCGGCACAGGUACAGAGGCACGGACGGUGCUAUCCUCGCGGAAGAUCAAAACCGUCGCGUCUAUUCGCGUCGCAGUCGGCGAGUUCAAUAGGAACGACCAAAGAAGCGAACGCUUCUGGCUGGUCGGUACGAUUACGUAUUAUUUAUUGAGCGACCGUCGUAUUAUUUGUUAACCGAAUAUUCACCGCCUAAUGGUUUUCUCACAAACUUGUUUGAAUGUUACGUGAACUGGAUAUUCACGGGAACGGGCAAGACCAGCCGCUUUCCGCUAGAUCGAGCGGCGGGAUCAACGAUCGUCUCGCACGUAUCCAGUUGAGAGAAAGAAAGAGAGAAAAAGAGAGAGAGAGAGAGAGGUGGCAUUUAGUAGCAUGUACGUGUCGCGCUAUGUAGACACAAACAUAUAACGAAAUAUUCACAUAAAUAUAUUUAUACUAUGCAUCAA
Molecule: messenger RNA, 2340 nt
Organism: Megalopta genalis
Lineage: Eukaryota; Metazoa; Arthropoda; Insecta; Hymenoptera; Halictidae
Product: cdc42 homolog
Biological process (GO): small GTPase-mediated signal transduction
Molecular function (GO): GTPase activity; GTP binding
Source: RefSeq, a predicted model, not a curated record